Exophiala xenobiotica is the source of this 1305-nucleotide messenger RNA. RefSeq lists its product as uncharacterized. The record is from RefSeq and is a predicted model, not a curated record. The coding region runs from base 1 to 1305 and encodes 434 amino acids. The transcript has 7 exons. NCBI's taxonomy places the organism in Eukaryota, Fungi, Ascomycota, Eurotiomycetes, Chaetothyriales, Herpotrichiellaceae.
AUGUCGACGAUGUCGGCGCAAUUCGAUCCAGUCCAAGCAGGUUUCCACAACGCGAUUCGUGACUUCAAGGCAAACCCGGGAGACAACGCAUUGAUCGAGGAGAUCUCUAAGACAAAAACCAUUGACGAGGUUUACGAUGCCACAGACGCUCUCCAGAAAGAGCAGGCAAAAAAUGGGCAUCUGCGCCAUCUUUCGAAGCUCGAACCUUUCUUGAAUGGCCUCAAAGAGUACACCGCUGUCAUCGAAGUCUUCGUACAGUCGAAACAGGAUAGCUCAUUCGAUGCUAUCAUCAAUACCGCAGCAGAAGUUGGCAAGCUUCUACCAGAAUUCAAGGCAGUCCACGUUCUCUUCUUUCGUGAUGUCCUCGAUUUCUAUUUCAUCGCCCUGAAAUUCUUCAGGUGGCGACUCGUCUUCGGAGCGAUGUGGCCUACGCAACGCGAGAAGAUCAAGAUUGUCGAAGCACAAAUCCAACAGCAUACGCUAUUGCUAAGGAAAGAAACCCUGCUACAGCACAUCCAAGACGCCCAUAACGCUCGACUUAGAAUGUUUGAAGAUUUCGACAAGAAAGAAAAAUCUCUUCGGCAAAUUGAAUAUAACACGAUUGCCAACAACAUGUCUCCCAGGGCAUAUGGACACGAGCUGUACCGUCUGCGAGGUGAGUUCUGCCCUGGGACUGAAAAAUGGUUGAUCAAGGACACGGUUUUCAAGAAGUGGCUUGAUACCAAAAUUCAUGUCGACAAGGUAUUGUGGUUGCAGGGCAUCCCCGGAGCAGGGAAGACACUUCUAUCUACUGCGGUGAUCACAGAGUCACAGAAGAUUGGCAAGGUUAUCUACGCAUUCCUCAGUUACAAAUACAGCAGCAGUCUGUCCACGCUGUCGAUUUUCCACUCAUUGAUAUUCCAGUUGGCGGCUUGUGACGAACAUCUGCAGGAACUAGUAUGUCUAUCGAGUAAAGAGGCGCUCACAAAUGACAUCCAUGUGGCGACAGAGCUGCUCAAGACUCUGGUGGGUUACGCAGCACCAGUGUAUGUUGUGAUCGACGGCCUCGACGAAAUCCAGGAGCUAGAGCGUUGUAGGCUCUUGCGGCACAUUCUGGGUUUGUCGGAAGUCUGUGACGAGAUCAUACUACCAUCCGCGUCGAUCUGCAGAACGCAGGCAGCAUUCAAAAUUUCGUCAAUCAAUGGGCUCAAAAAUGGUUCUCUGAGCGCAAUUUCCACCCAGAAGAGAGAUCCGAAAUUGAAGGUCUCCUCUCGCCGCUUGCCUCGCAUGCUAAAGGCUUGUUUCUUUACGCCAGAGUGGUUUUGA